Chaetomium globosum CBS 148.51 is the source of this 3426-nucleotide messenger RNA. RefSeq lists its product as uncharacterized. Lineage: Eukaryota; Fungi; Ascomycota; Sordariomycetes; Sordariales; Chaetomiaceae. Gene Ontology annotation, biological process: error-prone translesion synthesis; error-free translesion synthesis. Gene Ontology annotation, cellular component: nucleus. The record is from RefSeq and is a predicted model, not a curated record. The transcript has 3 exons. The coding region runs from base 1 to 3426 and encodes 1141 amino acids. Gene Ontology annotation, molecular function: deoxycytidyl transferase activity; DNA-directed DNA polymerase activity; damaged DNA binding.
AUGGGCAGCCGUUUGGAAAAGAACUCGGAGGCUGUGCGGAAACGCAUCGCUGGCCAUGAGUUCAACGGCGAAGAUGGCGAGGAGUACGAAGAGAGCGAGUUUGGGGGGUUCGGCGAUUACUUCAGGAGGAAGAAAAUGAAGCUGCAAAACCUCGAUGUCGAACUGCGCGCAGCUAGCGGAGACAAACCCCAAAUAUUCAAGGGGAUCGUGGCCCAUGUUACCGGUUAUACCCAACCUCCCCUCCAAGUCCUUCACAAGGAGCUUGUCCAGCAUGGCGCCGCCUUUCUGCAAUACUUGGAUUCCAAGACCAUGGCAACCCACAUCAUCGCCUCGGCCAUGCCACCGAAAAAGAAGGCCGAGUUUGCCAGCUAUCGCGUUGUCAAGCCCGCUUGGGUGAUGGACUCGAUCAAAGCUGGGAAACUGCUCCCCUGGUCAGACUACCGUGUCAUUGAUGAUGGUCCGAGGCAGAAGAUGAUCAAAUUCGGCCAGGGGAAGAUGCUCAGUCAAACGACCCAGCAGUCCCCGCUAGGCUACCGCGAGCAGACCCAGGACAGCUUUUACACGAGCCAGUUUUCAAAGCCCGCAGACCGCCUACCGCCCCAAGGUUCCAGCAAUAAGCAGCCGCCACAAUCGGAGGAGAAACCUCUGCAGGUCAAGCUACCUGGGCCUGACGAGGAACCAGAUUCGCCGCAACGACAGAAAACCCCUGGGAAACCAAUGACCUCGGAAGAGCACAACGCCCUGCUCCUCCAGGAUCCCAAGAUUCGAAAAUCAUCCACUGCGAACCCUGACUUCUUGAAACAGUACUACUCUCACAGCCGUCUGCACCACUUGUCUGCCUGGAAAGCUCAACUGAAGUCGCGCAUGAUGAGUGUGACGGCAGAGAGAGGCCGGGCGAUCAAACCGAUGAAGCGCAAAAGCGGCACGCGUCGAUAUAUCAUGCAUGUCGACUUUGACAGCUUCUUCUGCGCAGUUUCUCUCAACCGGCAUGCCCCUGACCAUCGUGACAAGCCGACCGUGGUGGCUCACAGCACGGGCAGCGGAUCCGAGAUUGCCUCCUGCAACUACCCCGCCCGAAAGUUCGGCGUCAAGAACGGCAUGUGGAUGAAGCGUGCUCAAGAACUCUACCCCGACAUCAAGGUAGUACCGUACGACUUUCCGGCCUACGAAGAAGCGAGCAAGCUGUUCUAUGAUGCCAUUCUUGACGUCGGAGGUGUUGUUCAGAGCGUCAGUAUCGACGAGGCUCUUGUCGACAUCACCGAUAUCAUACUCUCUGCCGCAGGGUCCAGCGGCGUGGGCAUCAGUGAAGGCAGCAUCUGGCAGGAGCAAGAGAAGGCCGACGAAAUUGCAACCAAUCUCCGAGCAGAGAUUAAAAGGAAAACAGACUGCCAUGUCUCGGUAGGAAUCGGCGGCAACAUCCUGCUCGCCAAGGUUGCCUUGCGAAAGGCAAAACCUGCUGGCCAGUACCAGGUACGCCCGGAGGAGGUCUUGGAUAUUCUCGCCCCCCUCAAGGUUGAGGACCUCCCGGGCGUAGCCUACAGCAUUGGCGGAAAGCUGGAAGAGAUUGACGUCAAAUUUGUAAGCGAUUUACGCCAGACAUCCAAAGAGCGCCUAGUGUCCAUCCUAGGGCCGAAAACGGGUGAGAAGUUGUGGGAGUAUGCCCGGGGUAUUGACCGCGCAGAGGUUGGAGAGCAGCCUAUUCGCAAGUCUGUGUCGGCUGAUGUGAACUGGGGGAUCCGGUUCGUAAGCCAGGCGGAAGCCGAAGAGUUCGUCCACAACUUGUGCAAGGAGCUUGAGCGCCGUCUUCUGAACGAGGGUGUCAAGGGGAAGAAUUUGACCAUGAAGAUCAUGAGACGCGCCCUCGAUACGCCCCUAGACCCAGCCAAACACCUCGGGCACGGUAAAUGCGACACAUUCACGAAGAGUGUCACUUUCGGCGUAGCUACGAACGACAGCGGCGUCAUCGCGAAGGAGUCGGUUGCAAUUCUUCGUUCCUACAAGUUCAGCCCUGGUGAUCUCAGGGGUCUAGGGGUGCAGAUGACCAAGCUGGAACCCAUCAAGCCCUCAAGCGUUCCCGAGGGAAGCCAAAAAAAACUCAACUUUAGCGCCGCAGCCCCUCCCACAAAAAGGCCCCAAACGGAGCCAGUCCAUGACGAGGACUGCGCAGGAAAACCGAGUCGCCGUCUUUCCGGGCGGGAGGUGGAGGAGGACCCCAUCGCCGACGACCCCUUAACACCGCGAAAACCCAAAGCCCACCCAGCGCUGGCCCUCGCCCGGGCCAACGCCGCCGACGAGAAAGCCAACUCACCUCUCAACCUGGCCGGCACGCAAUUCAUCAUCCCCUCCAACGUCGACCCCACCGCCCUCGCCGAACUGCCCCACGACAUUCGCACCAAGCUGAUGCAGCAGCAGCAGCAAGCCAAACGCCCACCACCACCAUCCCGCGCCCCAACCCCAGCCACCUCCCGCUCAGCAUCCCCCAGCCGCCCCCUCCACUCCCACUCCCACAGCCCCGCCAUCCUCCCCGACGACAUCCCCUCAGACAUCGACCGCGAGGUCUUUGACGCCCUCCCAGCGGACAUGCAAGUCGAGGUACUCGCCUCGUACGGGGCGGCAGCGGCGCGGAACAAGAAAAAUCAGCCACACCAACCCAUCGGCGGCAGUGGUAGCAGUAUCGGCGGUGCACAAACCCGCCUCCCCCAAUCCCCACGCAAAGACAGGAUCAUCCACCGACCACGCGAGCGCGCCACACCCACCAAACGCGGCGGCGGGAUUAAGUCGCUAUUCGGUCGUGCGCGCGAGCGCGAGCGCCAGCAGGACGCGGGCGCGGGGCUGCUGCAGACGAGUCUGGCGCCGGCCGCGCGCGAUUCGGGUCUAGGGGCGGGGGAGCUGGACCCGGCGUUCCUGGCCGAACUGCCGGAAGAUGUGCGCCGCGAGGUGAUCGAGGACCAUCAUCGGCGGCGGCGGUUGGGGCGCGGGGCGGGCGCGGGGACUGGGUUGGGGUUGGCGCUGGCGUAUCAUGCGCCGGCGCGACGCGGUGAUGCGGGUGGUGGUGGGGGUGAUGCCCCCCGGGGCCAGACGCGUCUCAAGUUCCCUGCGAAACCGCGGCGGGUGGCGUUUGCGCGGUCCGGGCUGACGUCGCUCGGAGAGGUGAAGGAGAUGGUGGGGGUGUGGUAUGAGGAGACGAGGGAGGAGGGGCCGCACCGCGCGGAUGUCGAGGUGUUUGAGCGCUAUGUGGCGAGGGUGGUGGCGGAGGAGAGGGAUAUGGAGAAGGCGAGGGUGUUGGUGAAGUGGUUGGAGUGGUUGGUUGAGGAGGGUGGGGAGGGGUUUGGCAAGGAGAGUUGGAGGGAGGCGGUCGUGGCGGUUAAGAGUGCGGUUCAGGCCGCGAUGGGGGAACGUGGGUUGGGGGUGAUGGAUUUUGGGUAG